This is a messenger RNA of Drosophila willistoni, 3241 nucleotides long. It is a transcript of the gene PXo, whose product is annotated as xenotropic and polytropic retrovirus receptor 1. Gene Ontology annotation, cellular component: Golgi apparatus; plasma membrane; cytoplasm. The coding region runs from base 1075 to 3105 and encodes 676 amino acids. Gene Ontology annotation, molecular function: inositol hexakisphosphate binding. The transcript has 10 exons. Gene Ontology annotation, biological process: cellular response to phosphate starvation; phosphate ion transport. NCBI's taxonomy places the organism in Eukaryota, Metazoa, Arthropoda, Insecta, Diptera, Drosophilidae. The record is from RefSeq and is a predicted model, not a curated record.
CCCACAUAUACUUUAAAUACGACGGCAUAUAACAAAUAUUUAAAUUAUUUGCAUGAAAAGCAUACGCAAAUCAGGUCAGCGUCGAUGUACAAAAAGCGAAAACCUCUUUUAAAAUUGAUGGUCAAAAAUUGAGUUGGCAUUAAUUUGCAUAAAUUUCACAUUCGCACGACACAUGAUCGCAUAUACAGUAAACUCAGCAAUACAAGGGGUUUACACUGUAACAAUUGCCACCUACCCUGGGCAUUGUUGAAUUUGAAUAUCACUUUAAACAGCCGAUUAAAUGGAAUGCAGUUUCAGCUUUCUUUAACAAUUCUUUUUCGAAUUGUUAAUAAAUCUUCGCGUCAAUGUGGAAAGACAACUAACAAAAAAAGCACACCAGAGGCAAACACAAACAUAAGGACUAACUACAUUCGGCAUGCCGACGUUGGUAUACCCUUGCCGUGUCUAUAUGAAGACCACGUAUGUAUGUGACUGCCUACAUAAGACUGCUUGGACUCUGACAAACAGCAAACAUCAUUAUAAUGGCUCUAUACAAUACAAGAGGAUAUUUGUGUGCAUAAGAAUUGUGAAAAUGCUCUUAAAAAAAGGUCUGAAAGUUCUGAAAGAGUUAAAAAAAGAGCAUUACGUAUACGCAAGCAUUCCGACCAACAACCAACCAGUGGUUGAUGAUGGCUUCCAGCAUCAUCUGAGUUUGUUUAUUGUUGACAUUGAAAAAUAUGGUACAAGAGAGAGCUAGAAAGAAGAGACGUAAAUAGAUGGAUGAAGAGACACAUAGACGGAGAGCGAGAGAGAGAGAGAAGGAGAAGAGAAAUGGCAAUGAGAGGACAAUAACAAAAUGAAUGACAUUAACAUAUAUUUGAAAGCUUUUCAUGCCGCCUGCCUGCCUCCAAUUUGCCUUUUUGGACCAAACGCACAUGAAGAACUUUCGCCUGGCCGCAGUUGUGUUUGUAUUGUUUACGGGUGAAAAACGUGCGUCCUUGCCCAGACGCAGAAGCCAGUGGAAAGAAAGAUCUCAAAGAUUUGUCCACUCUGACUGAAACCAAAAAAAAAGGACAAUUCAUAAUACCAGCAACAAUGAAAUUUGCCGAGCAUUUAACGGCGCACAUAACGCCCGAGUGGCGUAAGCAAUACAUAAACUAUGAGGAAAUGAAAGCCAUGCUGUAUGCAGCCAUCGAACAAUCACCAUCCGCCGAAUUAGUUGAUCGUGAGAUGUUAACACGAUAUUUUGCCAAAUUUGACGAGGAAUUCUUCCAUUAUUGCGAUAAGGAAUUGGCCAAAAUAAAUACUUUCUACUCGGAGAAGAUGGCAGAAGCAACACGUAAAUAUGGUUCGUUGCGUAGUGAGCUAACCGAAGCAUUGGAAUUGGGGCAUUUAAAGAAACAACCGGCCUGGAAACGUCGCACGCCAUUGGGCAAGAAAAAUGUGCCGGCACGUAAAAUUCAGGAUCUCAAAUUGGCAUUUAGUGAAUUCUAUUUGGGUCUCAUAUUGCUGCAAAACUAUCAGAAUCUAAAUUUCACCGGUUUUCGCAAGAUACUCAAGAAACACGAUAAAUUAUUGAGUGUCGACUAUGGGGCACGUUGGCGCACCGAUCAUGUAGAAGCAGCACAUUUCUAUACCAACAAAGAUAUCGAUCGUUUGAUCCAAGAGACCGAACAGGCUGUUACCCAAGACAUCGAGGGCGGUGAUAGGCAAAGAGCCAUGAAGAGAUUGCGAGUACCACCGCUGGGCGAACAACAGAGUCCAUGGACCACAUUCAAAGUUGGUCUCUUUUCGGGGGCAUUCGUUGUGCUCUUCAUCACGGUGAUUAUAGCCGCUAUGUUCUAUGGAUUCGGUGAAAAUUGGCGUGUUGGUAUGCGCAUGUUUCGUGCACCAUUUUUACUUAUCGAAUGCCUUUUCCUUUGGGGCGUCAAUGUCUACGGUUGGCGGUCAUCGGGUGUGAAUCAUGUGUUAAUCUUCGAACUAGAUCCGCGUAAUCAUCUGUCUGAGCAGAACAUUAUGGAAAUUGCAUCGGUGUUUGGUGUCAUAUGGGCUUGCUGUGUGCUAAGCUAUAUCUUUUGUGAUCCCCUGGGCAUACCUCAAUAUGCAGCCCCAUUGUUUCUAUAUACCCUGAUGGCGGCCUUCUUACUUAAUCCAACCAAAACGUUCCAUCAUGAGGCCAGAUAUUGGGCAAUACGUGUUGUGAGUCGUGUAUUAAUGGCUCCAUUUUGUUUUGUUAAUUUUGCUGAUUUCUGGUUAGCUGACCAAUUGAAUAGCAUGGUUCCGGCAUUUUUGGACAUACCGUUUCUGAUAUGUUUCUUUGGACGAAAUCCCACAUGGCAUAAGGCUGGCAAAGCUGGCAAUCAUUGUGUGGAAUAUGUAUCCUUAUUGCAUCCCAUUGUGGCCAUUAUGCCUGCCUAUUUUCGUUUCGCACAAUGCAUACGGCGAUAUCGUGAUACAAAGGAAGCCUUUCCGCAUCUGGUGAAUGCGGCAAAAUAUGCUACAUCAUUUUUUGUGGUCAUAUUUGCGCAUAAGUAUCAUACAACAACGGAAACGUAUCCACUAUCCAAAGAGAAUCCAUGGUUCUAUUGCUGGAUUACAGCAGCCAUUUUCUCAUCCUGUUAUGCAUACACUUGGGAUAUCAAAAUGGACUGGGGUCUAUUCGAUUCGAAGGCGGGCGACAAUCGAUUCUUGCGUGAGGAAAUCGUUUAUUCAUCGACGUGGUUCUACUAUUUCGGCAUAAUUGAGGAUUUAAUUUUGCGCUUUAGUUGGACUCUAUCCAUGAGUCUAAUUGAGGCUGGCUACAUUGAAGGAGAUGUCAUGAUGACCAUUUUAAGUCCCUUGGAGGUUUUUCGCCGUUUCAUUUGGAAUUAUUUUCGUUUAGAGAAUGAGCAUUUAAAUAAUGUAGGUAAAUUUAGGGCAGUACGUGAUAUAUCUGUUGCCCCAAUGGAUUGUUCAGAUCAGACAACAAUUCUACGAAUGAUGGACGAAACGGAUGGGGUGAUAAAUCGACGACGUGGCAAAGCCGCUGGCGGCAAAUCGGCCACAAAGAAAAAUAACAAUAAGCAGGAGCAACAAUUGCAGCGUUUGCUACUUCAGGGUGAAUCCAUAGAGGAUCUAUGCGGGUAGCUGAUGUGGAUAUUUGAUAAAUAUCCAUACCCAUAUAAGGAGCACAUAAAAACGAAGAGUCCAUAUUAAUUAAAAUAAUAGUUAAACAACAAACACUAAACUAAAAUUGUUAUACAUACGUUGAAUAAACAAAUGA